CAAAUACCUUCCUAUGUUUCGGCUCUUGACCUCGCAUACACACUGACUUCGACGUGGACAUAAAUGUUGUAGGUUCCCAUUUCAACAUCGUUUUUUUCAAAACUGUAUUUUUUGUAAAUUUGUAAUCACCGACGGCGACGGCAUCACGGGCCUGGUUGUAGGUCGGGUAAACACGAAACCGAAAGAGCUGAUUUUUCAGGGUGAAAAUGGUCCUCUCAGUUCUUGCUGAUUGGAAUAAAUAGGGCAGUUCGUUGUUGAAGACCCCGGGUGAAAUCGGAAAUAAAGUACGACACGACAAAACAGCUGCGGGCCUAUUUUUUUCCACCCACGACGUCGUUCGUUCCGCUUCCUUCCAUCUCUGUCGGUAGCUGUUCUUGACCCAAUCAGGAUGGGAAACUCGGCGUGCUGCCAGGCGGUGUGCGACAAAAGCAAUGAGAUCUUGAACGACGAGCGCGCGCUGGAAGACAGCCUCGAUCGGGUCGACCAAAUUGCGGUCAAGGUCAAGCAGCUCCAAGAGGAUUACGACACAAAACGAGCACAGUACGGCGACAGGGUCAAGGCCAAACAGGUCAACAACCAUGUGGCCCGGGCCAAUCCGAACGGGACCUCUUAUGAAGGGUACUAGUGCGGUCGUCAUUCACAUGAUCCUGAUAUUCGUGCUUGAGUAAUGAGUAUAGAAGUACUCCUGACGGUUCUGUAGUUGCUGAGUAAAUAAAUGCAUGACAUGAUAAGAACUAUGCAAAUAGAAAAAACAGAGCACUGCCAUCGUGAAUGAAAACCAACGAUCAGGCAGAUGAGCGGGAACUUCAAAAGCGGAUGGGGCAAGUACACGUACGUGGACCCCGCAGGCUUUUACGAGGGAGAGUGGGAGGAAAACCGAGCGCACGGUCUCGGUUGGUUCAAGGACACGGCGGGGGAGUACAAGGGAAACUGGCUGGCGGGCGAGAAGCACGGGCUCGGUAGAACAAGUUCUCAUUCGUAUCGCUAUAUUUUUUUGUCAUAAUUUUUUUAAUCAUAAUUUACGCCCAAGGGCAUGAGGACGGCGACGAACACAACGAACAUGUAUCAAUCUAUGAUGACAUGUUGAGAGAGUAGAUUGCAUUUAAUUUGUGAGGGAGUGCAUGGUUCUUCGUACAACUUCUAUUGAGCAUGUUGAAAAACUGCUGCACGACAGGUUGCGAAACAUGGUUCGACGACGAGACCGUUUUCAAGGGUAACUAUGUCAAGGGGGUGAAGUAUGGAACUUUCAGGAUUGAAAUUGACAAAGUUGAAAAAUUUGUAUAUCUAUAAAACGAUACCAGUUGGAAGCCCAAUUUUCCAGCGGCGCAUGACAAAUUUUGACGUCAUGGAACUCCAGUUUGUCAUGCUGUUUAGCGAAAGAAGGCGUCCUUUGUCAUGCUACUUUAGCAGCUCUAUCCCAAACCCGAAACACGCUGCUCACAAUCGGCCUCACUUGCAAUCCCUGCAAGACAGUCACUCUGCGCCUUGCAUUUUAGGCAUCACAAAUUAUUUCAACUUUAGCGAUUCCAAUCCUGACAGUUCCAUAUGAAGCAGGGCGACGGCGUGUACCAGUGGUCGGAUGGGAGCAGUUAUCCAAGGAAGAAGAUUGUUGGUGUAAAUUUGUGAUGCGCAACAUGCAAGAUGAUUGCGUCUGUCAUGCUUAGCAUGCAUCGCAGCGUCCACUAAAGGGCGUUUUCGCGUGCUAUCUGCGCAUGACAGGUUUUUGCUGUCAUGCCAGACGAAUUUGUAAUGCUGUUCCUCCAAAAAAGUUGCACCUACAAUGUUUUUUUCUUGGAUAGCAGUUAUCCAAGGAAAAAGAUUGUUACUGUAACUUCAAGAUGCGCAGCAAAAUCAAAAUGCAAGAUGGCUUCGUCUGGAGGUCUCUCAUGCUGGUCAUGCAUUUUUGUAGGCCCCAAUAAGUAUAUAAACCCAUGAUUCAAAGGCGUUCUCACAUACUGUCUGAGCAUGAGAGGUUUUUGCACUCAGAGCUGGAAUGUUGGUCGAAAAAUAAAGUGUCUAUGCACUUACAUCCCUUCUUUCUACUUGGAUAGCAGUUACGAGGGCCAGCUGCGGGACAACGUGAUUUGCGGCCACGGCCGGCUCACGGACGAUGAGGGCGUGUAUGUGGGGGAAUUCCUGGACAACGCCCAGUAUCCUGUGCAAAAGCAUCGUACUCGUAGUAAUUGCAAUCAUGCAUUACAAAUCUUUUUCUAAAGGUAAAUCCGCAUUACAAAUUUUAUUUCUCAUGCUGGAGAUGAAAUUCGUAAUGCAUUUAUACGACUACGAUACUUUUGCAAUUCAUACCCAGCACGGGCAGGGGAAGUGGCAGUAUUCCAACGGGGACUUCUAUGCAAGAAAAAAACUAUGUGAGUGUAAGUCUGUGAUGCAGAAAGUGCGAAACUGUUACACUUGUCAUGCUGGGUCUGCUUCAUAGGCUACACUCACACGUGUUUCCACGUACUAGCUGCGCAUGUCAGGUCUUCCCUGCAAUGCAAAGCGAAUUUGUGAUGCUAUUCUCGCUACACAGUUACACUUACACAGUUUUUUUCCUGGAUAACUUCUACGUCGGGCAGUUUGUGGACUCGCUGCGCCACGGUGAAGGGACGCUCUCGUGGUAAAAUUUGUAGUUUUGAUGGAGCCUCCAAGUGCUGAAGAAAUACUUAACGAUUGUUACUUAAAUACAACUCUCAGCUUGGCCUAUCUCUAUGCUGCAGGAUUGAAAUGAAAAUCUAGGAAGUAGAGGAAGUAGAAGUACAUCAAUAGGAUGAAACUGAAAUGAGAAUCCAACAGGACCCGCGAAAACAAGCAGUACUCGGGACAGUGGGCGCAGGGCGUUCCGCACGGUGUGGGCAAAGUGACCGUGCGCGACGUGGAGAAGUCCGCGUACUACAUCAACGGGAAAUCCUGCACUCAGGAAAAUUGGAUGAGGCACGCGGCAAGCCAGAAACAAGCGUGAUAUAAUUAAAGCUAAGGCUUGCUGUAGUUUCCAGAUUGCGUUUUUGUAAGGCUAAGAGUACAUUAGCAUACAACUGCUCAUCUGCAAGAAAUUAUUGGAAGGAGGGAUGGAUACAAUUACAAAUUUUCCUUUUUUGGGACUGGCAAAACAAAACUCCGACAGACAGGAAGCACAAGAUCAGCUUCAGCACCAGUUUUCCCUGCACUUGUUUCCCCUCCAAUUGCUUUUUGAAUAUAAACGUCUCGACGUCCACUUUCCACUUGAAUAAAACGUCUCGACGUCCACUUUCCACUCUCGACGUCCACUUUCAAAUGUACAGUGUUUUUUUUUUGUGUUGUCUGCGGACAAUGAUCUUGAGGAGUGCUGCUGAAAUUGAAUGUACAAAAUAUAUAAAUGGUUUCUUGUCAUCGCGAGAAAGUAGAUUUAUUUUUUGCAUGUGGGUAGCCGUGUAUAGAGGCUAAAAUCCCCUCGCGCAGGCAAAAAAAAAAUGGUUUCUUGUCAUAUGGACGAAGAUGCUGGAGAAGUGAAAGACUCAUGCUCACAUCAGGCCGAGCUUCGCUUUGGCAUGGUCGAACAACAUCAUUCUUGAAUCCAAUUAUUGAGCUGUACUUUUGUACGAUGUGGAGGAAUGCGUUCUUGUAGAGUUUUUUGAUGCCAUCGAGAAAAUUGUAAAAGUACAAUUUCAUCAUUCCCUAGCGCGGAUGAAUGAAGGAG
Amoebophrya sp. A120 is the source of this 3670-nucleotide messenger RNA. NCBI's taxonomy places the organism in Eukaryota, Dinophyceae, Syndiniales, Amoebophryaceae. The record is from the annotation of a GenBank genome assembly.